CUCCAAAGGAAGGAAUGGGAAGGAGCUACCCGGAGAUUGGGGAAGAAACAGUGAUCGGAAUUGAGGAAGAGAGAAGAACACGAAGGAAAUUCCUCCAUUCCAUUCUUUCUCGAUAAUCGAAAUACCCUUUUCAAUUCCUAAGGCUCAUAUCGCUCAAGUUACGAUAACAUUUCAUAUGGGAUUCGUUUGUUGAUUCGGGAAAUUCAAAUGGAAAGCUACAGGUGGAAAGAGUACAAUGGAAAUAAUCAUCAGUUUUUGUCUGAAUAUGAUGAUCUCGUCUUAGAUCGAUGCGUAUCCAAUAGAAAGCAUAGCCCGCCCCUUCCACCCAGUGCAUUUCCUCCUAGCCUAGGCUACAUCCAGCAUCCUGUCUCCAAAAUGGACACUCUCGCUGGAAUCGCAAUCAAGUACGGCGUUGAGGUAUCAGACAUAAAAAAAAUGAAUGGCCUCGUUACAGACCUUCAGAUGUUUGCUCUUAAAACUCUUCACAUCCCACUACGGGGAAGACACCCUCCGUCAGAUGAUUCCACUACAACAGGAUACAGGACAUCGGAUGAACUGUUUGAUUUGCAACAUUUGACAACAAAUUCUCCCCAGCGGAAGGCCUCCUCUGCUGGGAACUCUUUGCAAGGCUUCUACAGAAUAAGACCAACGGAUAAGAAAACCACAUCCGAUGACUUCCAGAUGGCAGUGAACAGAAAAGGGGCUUCUGACUUCUCCGAAGACUCAGCUUCGCCCCACCAGCCCCUGAGUCGUCACCGAAAAUCUAGAAGUCUAGUUGAUAUCAUUUUGAGUGAGAUUGAGGAACAGCCUGAUAUUGUGCCCGCCGCACCGGAGACACUCCUGAGGGAGGAUAAUAGCAGCAGCUCUGGGUUCCCAUCAAGAACAGGAAAAGGCUUGGCUCUCAGACAGAAAUCAGCAAGCCGAGCUUCACUGACCGCAGACUCAGAGGCUAGUGGCUCAAAUUCCGGGCCAAUUGGUUUGGAGGAUAUAUUCCGAACUGAUGGUCCUCUUGGUGUUAAGAAAUCAUCCAGCGCAUCAUGUUUAUAUGACGAGGAUAACUCCCCAUCAUUUAUAUGGCCAACCUCAAAAUGGAGUUUAAGACCAGAUUUUCAGGCCUUUGCAGCUGCAAAACCAAUGUUUGAUGGCUUGCCCAAACCCACAACUGUUCGAAGAAGCAAGGCGGCACUCGAUAAACAUAUAUAGUAGCUUACACAAUUUUGAUCCUUUUACCAGGCUCUCCAAAUCACAAGCAACUGUGUUAAUGAUGGAUAUAUUGGGAGGUAAAUUAGAUUUUUCCUUUCUUCUUUUAGAAGAAUCAAAUAUCACAUAUCACUCGUUAAACAGCUUCUCUUUUUUUUUUUUUUUUAUCUACAGUUUCUCUUAUAGUCUUGUUGCUCCUUCGCAUUUAAGCCUUGAACAGAAUGAUCGAAUUACCAAUGACUCACCAUGGAGACAAACUUUGCUCGAUGGUCUUUUGUUCCUUAGCCACGUUGAGAGAAUAGAAACGAAAGGAGUAGUCCCUGUAAUUAUGGCAUUCUUGCUUUA
Neltuma alba is the source of this 1545-nucleotide messenger RNA. RefSeq lists its product as uncharacterized. The transcript has 3 exons. NCBI's taxonomy places the organism in Eukaryota, Viridiplantae, Streptophyta, Magnoliopsida, Fabales, Fabaceae. The record is from RefSeq and is a predicted model, not a curated record. Bases 208 to 1203 code for a protein of 331 amino acids.